ACACAAGAAGCAGUUGCAUCUCUCGCAGAGCUUAGCCACUGAGCCUUGUGUCACGUAGACAGGAAGUAGGAAAGGGGGUUUUGGCCUAGGCUGAGAUCUUCUCUCUCUCUCCCUCCUCUUCCUGCACACCCUCCUCUCUCUAGUUGAUAUCAGUACCCGAGUCGCCGUCGAGAUGACUGGAGGUCUGGCGAUCACCCUCGCCGGCGUCGCAGGCAACAUCAUCUCCUUCAUGGUGUUCCUGGCACCACUGGCGACGUUCAGGCAGGUGUUCACGAAGAAGACGACUGGCGGGUUCAGCUCGGUGCCGUACGUGGUGGCGCUCUUCAGCUGCGUGCUGUGGAUCUUCUACGCGCUCAUCAAGACCAACUCCCGCCUGCUGCUCACCAUCAACGCCUUCGGCUGCGGCAUCGAGUUCAUCUACAUCGCCGCCUACCUCGUCUACGCGCCGCGCCGCGCCAGGCUCAGGACGCUCGCCUACUUCUUCCUCCUCGACGUCGCCGCCUUCGGCCUCGUCGUCGCCCUCACGCUCAAGGCCGUCGGGCCGCAGCAACGCGUCAAGUUCCUCGGCAGCGUCUGCCUCGCAUUCUCCAUGGCCGUCUUCGUCGCGCCACUCUCCGUCAUCUUCAAGGUGAUCAAGACCAAGAGCGUGGAGUUCCUGCCCGUCGGCCUCUCCGGCUGCCUCGUCCUCAGCGCCGUCGCCUGGUUCUGUUACGGCCUCUUCACCCACGACCCAUUCGUCAUGUACCCGAACGUGGGAGGCCUAUUCUUCAGCUGCGCCCAGAUGGGCCUCUACUUCUGGUACCGCAACCCCAGCAACGCCGCAGUGCUGCCCACCACCACCGACGCCGGAGAUGGCGGCGCCGCCGUGCACCAGGUGAUCGAGCUGCCCGUGCACACCGUCGCCAUCCUCUCCGUGGGCCCCGUCCCGGUCGUCGGCGUGCACAAGAUCGAGGUCAGGGCGAUCGAGCAGCACACCGACGCUGUCAACCCCAAGGUGGCGGAGAUCGACAAGCCGGAGGUCAUCGAGAUCGUCGCCGCCCUGUGAGACGCACGUACUCCGACGACGUACGCCAGUGACAUGUUAUGACAUGCACAGAUGGAGAAGAGUGAUAUUGGGUUUGGUUAAUUUAUUAUUACGUACUGCAGGGUGUGCUUGUGUGACUUCAUUAGUUAAGGAUUAUUAGUAGUAUUGUGUGGUCGCUAGUUGAUUGUCACGUUCAGGUGUGCUGCUGUCGCUCUUAGUAGUCUGCAGGUUUGGUGGUAAUAAUAAGACAGAGCUAUGAUCGAUGUACUGACGCCAUGUGUACUGCUCACGCUGAUUGCAACAUGGCAAUAUUAAUUAAUCAAGUCA
Molecule: messenger RNA, 1351 nt
Organism: Lolium perenne
Lineage: Eukaryota; Viridiplantae; Streptophyta; Magnoliopsida; Poales; Poaceae
Product: bidirectional sugar transporter SWEET11
Biological process (GO): carbohydrate transport
Cellular component (GO): membrane
Molecular function (GO): sugar transmembrane transporter activity
Source: RefSeq, a predicted model, not a curated record